GCGAAAGACGUGCAGAAGCAUGUCCAUAGCUUGAAAAGUACCGUGUAUCAGGUGAAGGGUCAGGUGAAUGGGCAGACCGUACUACCGAUGCCGGUGGGUGCUGAAAAGGUUCAUCUCGCCGAGAAGGAAAUUGUUGAAAGUAACGGAGAGAUGUGCGAUUUGUACCUGAAGAGCGCCAUCGAAGGAGUCGUCAUCAAGUGGUCCUCACAGAUCAACGACGUCCUAGCCAACAACUCGUCAGAACUUACUGCAGGGACGCAUCCUAUACCUACUGCAGAAAUCCAAUUUUGGAAUUUGCGCCUGAGAAAUUUGCAAUACAUUUACCAGCAGCUGCGAGACGGAAAGGUGAAGAGCAUGGCAGUUAUUUUGGAAAAAAGCAAUAGCGCGUACUUCAGCUGCUUUCGUAUCCUGUUUAAGAACGUCGUCCUGUCGCUGGCCGAGGCGAAGGAUAUUAAUUUAUAUCUCAAGCCGCUGAAAAGACAUAUUGAUUUACUACAGGAGACAGAUUUCAGCGAGGCAAUUCUUCUUUUCGGUCCACUCGUGCACGUGCUCUGUUUAAUAUGGUCCAACUCGAAGUACUACGAUCAAGUGAAAAUAAUUGUAUUGUUAAAACAGUUGUGCAAUCUGCUCAUUCAAGAGGCGAAAAAGUUCUUAGAUCCGGCGACGCUCUUCCACAGCGACAUCGAUGAAGCCAUGCAGAGAGUGGCUGUAUCCAUUAAAGUCCUGAAGAAGUUCCAUUCAGUCUUCAUCAGCUACAAGGAUAAUUUGAGUAGGUUUUUCGAAGGCAGAAUCCCGCAACUGUGGACAUUCCAUCCGAACACAGUAUUCGAACGUUUUCACGCCUUCUUGAAGCGAUUGGCAACAAUCCAAUGGUUUUUCAAUACAAUACUCGAAUUCACCAAACUGGAGAAAGUGGAAAUCGGCGGCUUGAAGGGUCGCAUUCUCAGCGCAAGGGUUACGUCGGUCUGCGGCGAAUUCCAGGCCUGUUUAACUGUAUUUUCAGGGAAAUCGUACGACGUCUUAGAUCCGGAUGAUCCCUCCUUCAUGGCGGAUUUCGAGAACUUCAAACAGAAAAUUUUCGAGAUGGAUCUUAAGCUCGCCGCCAUUUUCUGUCAGGCUUUUGACGACAGCUCAAACUUGGAGAGCAUUUUCAAGCUGAUAAAUAUUGUAGGCACGGUUUUGGAUCGUCCGCUUAUAAAGGAAGAGUUCACGAAUAAAUACGUGAAAAUACUGGACAUGCUUGAAGCUGAAAUAACGACGGGCGAGAUAUUAUUUCAAGAGCAAAUGAGCCAUAGGAAGAAGUAUGGGCAAUUUGUCGUGGACAAGUACAUGCCUCCGAUAGCUGGAAGUUUACGAUGGUCGCGCAAUCUUCUCGAACGGAUAACGGGUCCGAUGCAAAGCUUCAGGACUUUACAGCACUCGAUAACGAGUAGCGCGCGAGCUGUAAUCCUUACCGAAAGGUACGAUGUUCUAGUGGAGAGCCUCCACGACAUAGAGCUCGAAUUAUUCCAGCAGUGGUCCGAAAGUGUUCCCGCACUUAUUGAAACCAAUUUGCAGCGGUGUCUUCUCAAAAGAAACGUCAAGACUAGAGAACUCCUACUGAAUUUCAAUCCCGAGUUAUCCGCUAUUCUGCGAGAAGUUCAUUACCUAAAACUGAUGGGCUAUCAGGAUGUACCGGCGGUCGCCCUGGAAAUGGCCGAGCGGAACGAGACGUUCCGGAAGUACAUAUCCAACUUAAACUCGACCACUGAUUGGUAUAAUAGAAUUAGGCGGACCAGCAGAGACGUUGAAUUCCAAUUGAUCGAGAACGAAAUCGCCGAAAUAGAUCUUCUCAUUGACCAAGGGAAAAACGAACUGAACUGGAACUCCAAAGAUUUAUGGGAGUACAUGGUGAAGCUGCAUGGCUUAGUGAGCAAUCUCCAAGGCCAUCUGCGGAAGAGCCAGGAGAACUUAUUGGAAAUCAAGAGCGCCCUUGUGCCAUUCGCCCGACAGCCAUUGUUCGAGCGCAAGGACGGCAAGAAGGAGGCAGUCCUUUGCGUCGAGGAACGCGAUGAAUGUAUAGCGAAGCGCUAUGCUGAAAUCACAGCAGCCACCGAUAAAAUCACCGAACUUCUGAAUCAAAAUAUGGGCCUAUUCCAGAUGACCGAGAUGCCAGACUCACCAGAGUGGCUUAAUUACAUCGAUUUUGUUGAUAAAAUCGUGAAGAACUAUCUGUAUCAAACAGUUGGUUGCAGUCUGGGUUAUAUAAACGAGCACAUGGAUUCCAUCAAUAAUCUGGCGCCGCUCUUCGAGUCCCAAUUGCGGCUGCAGGAACCCCACAUGGUGUUCAUACCAUCGCUGGAGCCAAACGAAAGCGAUGGCUUCAAAAAGCAAAUCAUGACACUCAUCGAUGACAUAAUGAAAAUAUCAUCGAUCGUACCGCGGUUCUCAAAGCGCGAGGCUGUCUCCUACCAGUCGGAGAUUGAGCAGAACGCGGACAUAAUCGAAAUUAAAAAUGAUAUCCUCUGCAGCGUGGAUCGCGUGAUACACGAAGCCUUUGAGUACUGCGAUAGCUUCCAGUGUUACGCCUAUUUGUGGCUGGACGACAGGUCGCAGUAUUUGAGGAUGUUCCUAACCUACGCCAGGCAAUUAACUAAUGAUGAGGUGGAAUGGGUGACUCUGAAAGACCCCUCGGCGCCGUCUCCAAACCCACCGAAAAUGGAACAAUUUAGGGAGCAGAUAGACAAUUUUGAAGCACUUUAUACCGAGAUUGAAGCAAUGAAAACCGAGCGUAUUUUCAAUGCAUGGUUCAAGGUGGACGCGCAACCUUUUAAGCAAUCCUUAUUGAAUACAGUCCGAAAAUGGGGUGACAUGUUCAAAGAUCACUUGGUUUCAACCGUUACCAAUAGCUUGUGCGAUUUAGGUAAAUUUAUCAGAUCGGCCGAUGAAGGUCUUCAACAAACUGUCAAUGAAGGCGAUUACAGAGCUUUAGUAAACGUGAUGGGUUAUCUUCUGCAAGUCAAGGAAAGACAGGCUGUAACCGACGAGAUGUUCGCGCCUUUGCAUGAAACCAUCGAACUGCUGAAGUUUUAUGAUCAAGAUAUACCUGAAGAAGUUAACGUGUGGCUUCACGAGCUUCCCGAGCAGUGGAACAACAGCAAGAAGAUAGCUAUUACCGUGAAACAACAAGUGGCUCCAUUGCAAGCAGCCGAAGUCACCUGCAUCCGCAACAAAAUAACCGAAUUCGACAACAGAACGUCUCUUUACAGAGACUUUUUCAAACGCUUCGCCUUCUUCAAAUACGACUGUUUGAAUCCUUACCGCGUAAUAGACAGCGUCAACAAGGAUAUGAAGAGACUGGAGCAUGAGAUGAGGAACAUACAAGAGUCGGGUUCGUUAUUCGAAGUGACCGUCCCGGAGUUCAAAUUACUAAGGCAAUGCAGGAAAGAAUUGAGGAUGCUUAAACAACUUUGGGAUUACGUGUUCGUGGUUCACACCUGCGUGGACGACUGGAAAACGACGCCCUGGCGGAAAAUCGACGUCGAGAACAUGGAUAUCGAGUGCAAAAAGUUCGCCAAGGAGAUAAGGAUGCUGGAUAAGGAGAUGCGAACCUGGGACACCUAUUCCGGCCUCGAAGCGACCGUUAAAAAUACUUUAACUUCGCUGAAGGCCGUCGGCGAAUUACAGAAUCCGGCAAUCCGCGAACGCCACUGGAAACAACUCAUGAGAUCGACGAAGAAUUUAGCUGCUCUGCCUCCCGAGUUUACAACGAAAAUCGUGAUGGAUCAAAGCACCACGCUGGCCGAGCUGCUGGAGCUGAACUUGCAUGAGUGCGAAGAAGAGGUAAAGAAUAUCGUGGAUAAGGCUGUGAAGGAGAUGUCCAUGGAGAAGAUCCUACGUGAACUAAACGCCACGUGGUCCACUAUGGAGUUCGAGCAAGAAGUACACUCAAGAACUGGAUGCCAUCUACUAAGAGCCAGCGAAAAGCUUAUAGAAACUUUAGAAGACAACCAAGUCCAACUUCAAAACCUAAUUACAUCGAAAUUCAUAGCUCAUUUCUUACAAGAGGUAUCUGCUUGGCAGAAUAAACUCAGCGUGGCAGACUCGGUGAUUACAGUGUGGUUUGAAGUGCAACGCACAUGGACGCACUUGGAAUCGAUAUUCAUGAGUUCCGAGGACAUCCGCAAGCAACUCCCCGAGGACUCCAAUCGUUUCGAUGAGGUGGACAGCAACUUCAAAGUAUUGAUGGAAGAGAUGGCUAAAGUGCCAAACGUCGUCGAUUCUACGAACCGCGACGGCCUUCUGCGUAAACUAGAGGGACUACAAACUAAACUAACCCUUUGCGAGAAGGCUUUAGCUGUUUAUCUUGAGACCAAACGACUGGCUUUCCCGCGAUUCUACUUCGUUUCUUCCGCAGAUUUACUGGACAUCCUCUCCAAUGGCAAUCAACCUAAGUUGGUUGCUAAGCAUUUAACAAAACUGUUUGACUCAAUAGCUAGAUUAAAUUUUUUGGAGGUCGAGAAUGGAGAGUUUAAAUUGAUAUUAGGGAUGUACGCUAAAGACGGAGAAUACGUAACGUUCUACAAAGAAUGCGAAUGCACUGGACCGGUGGAAGUUUGGCUGAAUCGCGUGCAGGAUGCGAUGCGGUCCACGAUCCUGACAUCAAUCGGAGACGGCGUCGUCUCUUACGAGGAGAAAGCCAGGGAUCAAUGGCUCUUCGAUUUCCCGGCUCAGGUGUCGUUAUGCGGCACGCAGAUAUGGUGGACGACCGAAGUGAAUAUAGCUUUCUCGCGACUCGAAGAAGGAUAUGAUAACGCCAUAAGGGACUACUACAAGAAGCAGGUGUCGCAAUUAAGCACUUUGAUAUCGCUGCUGCUGGGCGACUUGAGUAAACAGGAUAGGCAGAAAAUAAUGACCAUAUGUACGAUCGAUGUACACUCCAGAGACGUGGUCAGUAAAUUGAUACAGAUGAAAGUGGAGAGUGCUAGCGCCUUCCAGUGGGUGUCCCAACUGAGGCAUCGAUGGGAUGAGACUGGUCACCAUUGCUACGCAAACAUUUGCGACGCACAAUUCAGAUACAGUUACGAAUAUUUGGGGAACACGCCACGACUGGUCAUCACUCCACUUACCGACCGAUGUUACAUCACUUUGACACAGUCGCUACAUUUGAUUAUGGGCGGCGGACCUGCGGGCCCGGCUGGAACAGGAAAAACUGAAACGACCAAGGACUUGGGACGCGCAUUAGGGAUAAUGGUUUACGUAUUCAAUUGCUCGGAACAAAUGGAUUACAAAUCCUGCGGCAACAUCUACAAAGGACUAGCGCAAACGGGAGCUUGGGGAUGCUUCGACGAGUUCAACAGGAUCUCAGUGGAGGUCCUCUCCGUAGUCGCCGUCCAAGUUAAAUCCGUCCUUGAUGCCAUCAGGAAUAAAAAGGCUCGCUUCGAUUUUAUGGGAGAUGAAAUUGCUCUUGUACCCACCGUAGGGAUUUUCAUCACUAUGAAUCCAGGAUACGCAGGUCGCACGGAACUACCAGAAAAUCUCAAGGCUCUAUUCAGACCCUGUGCUAUGGUCGUGCCGGAUUUCGAGCUGAUCUGCGAAAUAAUGUUGGUAGCAGAGGGUUUCCAGGAGGCGAAAAUACUAGCCCGCAAAUUCAUCACCCUCUACACUUUGUGCAAGGAGCUAUUAUCGAAACAGGACCAUUAUGAUUGGGGUUUACGGGCUAUUAAAUCGGUAUUAGUUGUCGCCGGCUCUUUGAAGCGAGGGGACCCAGGCAGGCCCGAGGAGGAAGUUUUAAUGAGGGCACUCAGAGACUUUAAUAUCCCCAAGAUUGUAACUGACGAUACUCCGGUAUUUAUGGGCCUUAUUGGAGAUCUCUUCCCAGCGUUGGAAGUACCGAGGAAACGCGACGCCGACUUCGAACGCACGGUUAAGCAGGCCGCCAUAGAUUUAUUAUUGCAGCCGGAAGAUAACUUUAUUCUAAAGGUGGUGCAAUUAGAGGAGCUGCUGGAAGUGAGGCAUUCGGUGUUUAUAGUGGGUAAUGCGGGCACGGGCAAGACGCAAGUGUGGAAAACACUUUACAAGACGUAUCAGAACAUAAAGAAGAAGCCGGUCUACAACGAUCUGAAUCCCAAGGCCGUGACGAACGACGAGCUUUUCGGCAUUAUAAAUCCGGCGACGAGGGAGUGGAAGGACGGACUCCUCUCGGUCCUGAUGCGCGAACAGGCCAAUCUGCAGGGCGACCAUCCGAAGUGGAUUGUCCUGGACGGAGACAUAGAUCCCAUGUGGAUCGAGUCGCUGAACACUGUCAUGGAUGACAAUAAGGUCCUCACGUUGGCUAGCAACGAGCGCAUCGCACUGACCACCACCAUGAGGUUGUUAUUCGAGAUAUCUAAUUUACGUACAGCCACACCGGCUACCGUUUCCAGGGCUGGCAUCCUCUACAUAAACCCACAAGAUCUAGGAUGGAAUCCAUACGUAACGAGCUGGAUUGAAGGCAGGAAAAUAAUCUCGGAGAAGUCUAACCUAAUAAUGCUGUUCGACAAAUACAUCCCGAUCUGUUUGGAGAACGUCAGGACGCGGUUCAAAAAAAUCACGUCGAUUGCGGAGACGGCCCACGUCGAGAUGCUCUGCCAUUUAUUGGAUUGUCUACUGACAAGCUCGAACACCCCGGCGGAUUGUCCUAAGGAAUGGCACGAACUAUACUUUGUUUUCGGAUGUGUCUGGGCUUUCGGAUCAGCAAUGUUUCAGGAACAAGCCACGGACUAUCGAGUAGAAUUUACCAAGUGGUGGGUAAACGAGUUCAAGACGGUGAAAUUUCCCACCGGUGGUACCGUCUUCGACUACUAUAUAGAACCGGAAACGAAACAGUUCAUGCCUUGGACAGAUCUACUAGGAAGAUUCGAGCUGGACCACGAUAUGCCUUUACAAGCAGUCCUGGUGCAUACGGCAGAGUCCAUACGUGUUCGAUAUUUCUUGGAUUUAUUGAUGGAAAAUCGCCAUCCGGUAAUGCUGGUUGGGAAUGCGGGCUGCGGAAAAACCGUUCUGGUAAGCGAAAAAUUAGCAUCGUUAUCGGAAAAUUAUGCGGUCACCAACGUACCGUUUAAUUUCUACACGACAUCGGAAAUGCUCCAGAAAAUUCUGGAAAAACCGCUUGAGAAGAAGGCGGGUAGAAACUUUGGUCCACCCGGCAACAAAACCCUUGUAUACUUUUUGGAUGAUAUGAACAUGCCGGAAGUGGAUACCUAUGGUACUGUACAGCCACAUACGUUAAUCAGACAACAUCUGGAUUACAAUCACUGGUACGACAGAAAUAAACUCAGCCUGAAAGACAUACACAAUUGCCAGUAUGUUUCCUGUAUGAAUCCGACCGCAGGCAGUUUCACCAUCAAUCCUCGCCUGCAGAGGCAUUUCCACGUCUUCGCUAUUAGUUUUCCGGGGAUAGACGCUUUAACUACGAUUUAUCAUGCAAUCUUGAGCCAGCAUCUCACCAACCCCGAACACAAAUUCCCAUCGACUGUGCACAAACUUUCCGAUAAUAUUGUUUCUGCCUCUGUUGCGCUACACCACAAAGCCUCACAAAUUUUCCUGCCUACGGCCAUCAAAUUCCACUACAUAUUCAAUCUGCGUGACAUCUCCAACGUCUUCCAGGGUCUACUGUUUAGCUCUAACGAAUGCCUCAACCAGCCGACGGAUGUAAUCCGGCUAUGGCUGCACGAGAGUCAGCGAGUAUACGGCGACAAACUGGUAGAGGAAAAAGAUAUUGAUGGCUUCUCCAAGCUUCAAUUAGACGUCUUCAAAAAGAACUUUGAGGAAAUCGAUGAGAGCGUUGUCUUCGAGAAGCCGAAUAUAUAUUGCCACUUUGCAGGUGGCAUUGGCGAACCCAAAUACAUGCCAAUCACUAAAUGGGAUAAACUCAACCGAUUGCUCACCGAAGCCAUGUACAGCUAUAACGAUUUAGUAGCUGCAAUGAACCUGGUUCUAUUCGAAGACGCUAUGAUGCAUAUAUGCAGGAUAAAUCGAAUCCUCGAGUCACCAAGAGGAAGUGCGCUUCUGGUUGGCGUCGGCGGAAGUGGAAAGCAAUCCCUAUCCCGAUUGGCAGCUUUCAUCUCCUCAUUAGAAGUUGCACAGAUACAAUUAAAAAAAGGAUACGGUGUCCUUGAUCUGCGUCUCGAAUUGUCUGCAAUGUACAUGAAAACAGGCUUGAAGAACGUCGGCAUAAUGUUCCUUAUGACCGAUGCUCAAGUACCCAACGAGCAGUUCCUUGUACUCAUCAAUGACAUGCUUGCAUCUGGUGAAGUACCAGACAUGUUUCCGGAUGACGAAAUUGAGAACAUCAUUGCAGGAGUGAGGAACGAAGUUAAGGGUGCCGGAUUGAUAGAUUCCCGCGAAAACUGUUGGAAAUUCUUUAUUGAUCGAGUUAGACGUCAACUAAAGAUUGUACUAUGUUUUUCACCCGUCGGAUGUACGCUCAGGGUGCGCUCCAGGAGAUUCCCGGCCAUUAUAAAUUGUACACAAAUAAAUUGGUUCCACGAAUGGCCACAGGAAGCCCUGGUUUCCGUUUCGCUACGAUUCCUGGAGGAGCUCGAGGUGUUGCCGGAGGAGCUCAGAGAUCCCGUUUCACGUUUCAUGGCUUAUGCUCACACAUCGGUCAACUCCACGUCGAAACUCUAUUUACAAAACGAAAGGCGUUUCAAUUACACGACACCUAAAUCAUACCUGGAACAAAUCAAUUUGUACGCAAAGUUGCUCCGCCAAAAAUCAGAUGAGCUCCGCGGAAAGGUUCAGAGGUUGGAGAAUGGUCUUGAUAAAUUAAGAAGCACAGCGAAACAAGUGGAUGAUCUAAAAGUAAAGUUAGCAGUCCAAGAAAUUGAGUUGCAGGAAAAGAACGAUGCUGCCGAUGCUCUCAUUGAAAUCGUUGGAGUAGAAACGGAGAAGGUGCAGAUCGAAAAGACACUAGCUGAUGAGGAGGAGCAGAAGGUGGCCAUCAUCGCCGAGGAGGUUUUACAAAAACAAAAAGACUGCGAAGAGGAUCUCCUAAAGGCUGAACCAGCUUUGAUCGCCGCUCAAGAAGCGCUAAACACCCUGAACAAGGCUAAUUUGACGGAAUUAAAAUCUUUCGGUUCGCCUCCGGGAGUCGUAACGAACGUAACGGCCGCUGUUAUGGUGCUCUUGGCGCCCUCCGGAAAAAUACCAAAAGAUAGGAGCUGGAAAGCCGCGAAAAUUACGAUGGCUAAGGUUGAUGCUUUCCUGGAUGCUCUGAUCAACUACGAUAAGGAGAACAUCCAUCCGGAAAUCAUAAAAGCCAUAGAGCCGUAUCUGAAGGACUCGGAAUUUGAACCGGAGUUCGUGAGAUCGAAGUCAGCAGCAGCUGCUGGACUCUGCGCCUGGGUUAUAAAUAUAAUUAAAUUUUACGAAGUCUACUGCGACGUUGAGCCGAAGAGGAAAGCCUUGGCCCAGGCGAACGCCGAAUUAGCAGCUGCUCGAGAAAAAUUGAGCGUGAUUAAGAGGAAAGUUGCCUCUCUCGAGGAGCAGUUGGCCAAUUUAACGGCGGAUUUCGAGAAAGCUACUACGGAGAAGUUGCUGUGCCAACAGGAAGCGGAUGCGACGAACGCCACCAUUCAAUUAGCCAAUAGAUUGGUUGGCGGAUUAGCGAGCGAGAACGUCCGUUGGGCUGAAGCUGUCAAUAAUUUUAUAGAACAAGGAACUAUGCUUCCAGGCGAUGUUCUUCUCGUAACCGCAUUCAUUUCUUACGUGGGUUGCUUCACCAAGCAAUACCGACAGGAUCUGCUGCACAAAAUGUGGCUGCCUUUCAUGCGAGGCAUCGAUCCGCAAAUACCCAUAACCGAUGGCUUGGAUCCUUUAACACUAAUGACGGAUGAUACGCAGAUUGCUAAGUGGAAUAACGAAGGUUUGCCGAGUGACAGGAUGUCUACGGAAAACGCAACAAUAUUAUCGAACUCGGAUAGGUGGCCCUUAAUGAUUGAUCCACAGUUACAAGGUGUGAAAUGGAUAAAGGAAAAAUAUGGCGACGCCCUCCAGGUAAUCCGGUUAGGACAGAAAGGUUAUCUCGACAUCAUCGAAAAAUCCAUAACAUGCGGUGCCACUGUACUCGUGGAAAAUAUCGGUGAGACCGUGGAUCCUGUACUGGAUACUUUACUAGGAAGAAAUCUUAUUAAAAAGGGCAAGGCAAUAAAAAUUGGGGACAAAGAGAUCGAGUACAAUGCGAGUUUUCGGUUGAUCCUUCACACGAAAUUAGCAAAUCCGCAUUACAAGCCGGAGAUGCAGGCGCAGGCGACGCUAAUUAAUUUCACCGUGACGAGGGAUGGCCUAGAGGACCAACUCCUGGCCGAAGUCGUGAAAGCCGAGCGUCCGGAUCUGGAGGAAUUAAAAGCAGAGCUAACGAAGCAGCAGAAUGAUUUUAAAAUCAUGUUAAAAAGUUUGGAGGAUGAUUUGCUGUCGAGGUUGUCUUCGGCUGGGGGGAAUCUCUUAGGAGACACCACCCUCGUGGAGAAUCUGGAGACGACUAAACGGACUGCGGCUGAGAUUGAGGUCAAGGUGUCCGAGGCGAAGAUCACCUCCGUCCAGAUAGACCAGGCUCGUGAACACUAUAGACCAGCUGCCGCCAGGGCCAGCCUACUAUACUUCAUCCUAAACGAAUUAAACACCAUAAAUCCCAUUUAUCAAUUCUCUCUGAAGGCUUUCAGCGUAGUUUUCCAGAAGGCAAUUGCUAGGGCUGAUCCUGCUGAGUCGGUGGCGGCUAGGGUGAACAAUUUGAUCGAUUGCAUCUCGUUCUCGGUCUUCCAAUAUACCACUCGAGGCCUGUUCGAAUGCGAUAAAUUAAUUUUCGCCUCGCAGAUGACUUUCCAGAUUUUGCUUAUGAGUGAGGAAAUUUCGGCGGCCGACCUCGAUUUCCUGCUGAGAUUUCCCCUAAAGCCGCACGUGACUAGUCCCGUCGACUUUCUCUCAAACACCAGCUGGGGUGGCAUCUGCAGCCUAUCCACUAAAGACGAGUUCCGUAACCUGGACCGAGACAUCGAGAACUCUCCGAAGAGGUGGAAGAAGCUGGUCGAAUGCGAAUGUCCGGAGCGCGAGAAGUUCCCGCAGGAAUGGAAGAACAAGACGGCCCUGCAGAGAUUAUGUAUGAUGCGAGCAUUACGACCGGACAGGAUGAUAUACGCUAUGAUCGCAUUCAUUGAGGAAAAAUUAGGUGCUAAAUAUGUGGAGAAUAAGACCAUGGAGUUUUGUAAAUCAUUCGAGGAGACCAGUCCGUCGACGCCGAUAUUCUUCAUUCUAUCGCCAGGAGUUAAUCCGUUGGGGGAUGUGGAGCAGCUCGGUUUAAAAUUAGGCUUCUCUUCGGAACGCCAGAAUUUCCACAACGUGUCGCUGGGACAAGGACAGGAGGUCGUGGCGGAAACGGCAAUGGAUGUGGCAGCUAAGAAUGGACACUGGGUAAUUCUCCAGAACAUACACUUAGUGAAGAAGUGGCUGCCGUCCUUGGAGAAGAAACUGGAGAUUAAUGCGGAGGGUUCCAACCCCGAUUAUCGGGUGUUCAUGAGCGCCGAGCCCGCGGCCACCGCCUCCGCUCACAUAAUACCUCAGGGCAUUUUGGAGUCGUCCAUAAAAAUAACGAACGAGCCUCCGACCGGAAUGCAGGCGAACCUGCACAAAGCCCUAUCGAAUUUCAAUCAGGAAACAUUAGAACAGUGCGGCAAAGAGGCGGAAUUCAAGGUGAUAUUAUUUGCCCUUUGCUAUUUCCACGCAGUCGUUGCGGAGCGUCGCAAGUUUGGGCCGCAGGGCUGGAACAAAAUCUACCCUUUUAACGUCGGCGACCUCAACAUAAGCGUAUUUGUUCUGUAUAAUUACUUGGAGAACAAUUCGAAAGUACCAUGGGAGGAUCUUAGGUAUUUAUUCGGAGAGAUCAUGUACGGCGGCCACAUCACCGACGACUGGGACCGGAGGCUGUGCAUCUCCUAUCUGGAAGAGCUGCUCCAGCCGGAUUUGGUCGACGGGGAACUGCAGCUGGCUCCGGGAUUUGCGGCUCCGCCGAACACUGAUUACGUCGGGUAUCAUACGUACAUAGAUGAGCAAAUGCCUAGCGAGUCUCCUUAUCUUUACGGUUUGCAUCCGAAUGCCGAAAUAGGAUUUUUAACAACGACCGCCGAGAAUCUGUUCCGCACCGUUUUCGAGAUGCAGCCACGAGACGCAGGCUCAUCAGGUGGUGCUACCAUAACCAGAGAAGAUAAAGUCAAGCAGAUCAUUGACGAGAUGCUCGAGAAGCUGCCGGAGGAUUUCAAUAUGUUAGAGAUCAUGGGAAAAGUAGAGGAAAGGACUCCAUACGUGAUAGUCGCAUUCCAGGAAUGCGAGAGAAUGAACUAUCUCACGGGCGAGAUCAAACGCUCCCUGAAGGAACUAGAUUUAGGCCUCAAAGGCGAGCUCACUAUCACCUCAGACAUGGAGGACUUAGAGAACGCCCUGUUCCUUGACCAAGUACCACCUGUCUGGAGUAGUCGUGCUUAUCCUUCGCUGCAUGGACUGACCACCUGGUUCAUAGAUCUUCUCCUGCGUAUAAGAGAAUUGGAAACUUGGUCCACCGACUUUGUUUUACCGUCUUCCGUGUGGCUCGGGGGAUUCUUUAAUCCCCAAUCUUUGCUAACUGCCAUUAUGCAAAGCACUGCGAGGAGAAACGAGCUACCUCUGGAUAAAAUGUGUCUACAGUGCGACGUUACCAAGAAACAGAAGGAGGACUUUACGAGUGCCCCAAGGGAUGGCGCCUACAUACACGGAUUACACAUGGAAGGAGCCAGGUGGGAUGUGCAAGCUGGUAUCAUCAUGGAUUCCCGUCUUAAGGAGCUCUUUCCAGCUAUGCCUGUGAUUAAUAUACGAGCGAUCACGCAGGAUAAGCAAGACCUCAGAAACAUGUACGAAUGUCCUGUGUACAAGACACGAACCAGAGGUCCAACAUACGUCUGGAUCUUCAACCUGAAAACCAAAGACAAACCAUCAAAGUGGACUCUCGCCGGAGUUGCACUUCUGCUACAAACAUAAUUCAUCAGGUUGUAGCCUUCAUCAUGCCUCCAAUGGACACCACUUACAUUCAUAUUAUCUUGAUCGACAAUAUGUUCAAAGAAGUUAUGAGGCUGAUA
Molecule: messenger RNA, 13121 nt
Organism: Nicrophorus vespilloides
Lineage: Eukaryota; Metazoa; Arthropoda; Insecta; Coleoptera; Silphidae
Product: dynein beta chain, ciliary
Exons: 40
Coding region: 88-13023 (4311 amino acids)
Biological process (GO): microtubule-based movement
Cellular component (GO): dynein complex
Molecular function (GO): minus-end-directed microtubule motor activity; dynein intermediate chain binding; dynein light intermediate chain binding
Source: RefSeq, a predicted model, not a curated record